ACUUUCCACCCUACACUGCUGCUGCUAACCCACUGCACCUCCGAUCUUCUCCCGCAUCAACUUCAAACUCUAACCCAGUUUAAGUAAUUGAUGGAGUGGAGGAAGGAGACUUUCACUCGGUAGAGGAGCAGCUGUCAGCCACAGAGUUGCAAUAAAGACAACCGCCCCAGGGGAUAGAAGCAGACGGAGAGCAGCAGGAGACAGGCGAAGGCGAGAAAUAAAAGGAGAAGACUGCUUGAGGUGACCAAGUGGCGAUGGAAGCGCUCGGCAUGCGUGAUUAUCAGCAUUAGGCAGUACCGCUUCUGAAGAGCGCUCGCUUUGUGAAUGUGGAUUUACAAAGUGACCAGAAACUGACCGCCCUUUUCUAGCUGUUUUGUUUUAACUUGACGGAUUAUCACCAGAACCAUGAACGUGUCGCCACCAGACCGGAGGAAAAACGUGCGAGAGCUGGCUUUGGAGAUUGGCAUCCGGGUGCUGCUUUUCGGAGUUUUUGUGGCUGAGCCUGCCGCUUGAGCCGAUGUACAUCACUGAUGUUAACCUUCGAUUUACAGAGUUUCUGGAGCCCUUUGAGAGAGUGAUUCAACCAGAGGAGCUUUGGCUCUACAAGAAUCCCCUCGUUGAGUCAGACCACAUUCCCAAGAGGGUCAUGUUCGCUAUUUCAUUUCUUGCCCCAUUGGCGGUGAUAUUUGUGGUGAAGAUCAUUCAGAGGACGGACAGGACAGAGCUGAAAGAGGCAUGCUUUGCUGUGUCCCUGGCCCUCGCAUUGAAUGGAGUCUUCACAAACACUAUCAAGUUGAUUGUUGGAAGACCCAGGCCCGAUUACUUCCACCGUUGUUUCCCGGAUGGACAGAUAAAUGCGAAGAUGCUUUGCACCGGUGAGCCCGAUAUAGUCUCCGAGGGACGCAAGAGCUUCCCCAGCAGCCAUUCCUCCUGUGAGUACCAGCUCUCAGCCGAAGUAGAUCCCCUGUCAGCACUCGUGAAACAAAUACAAAACAUAUCUGACUCAUUAAAACUGCACGCAACCUCAACUCCAGUCUUCACUCAGUUUAAAUCUCGAUGCUCUGAGUAUGGGGUUAGAUUUGUCUCAAUAAUAUUUGUGUGAACAUAAAAAUAAUU
Messenger RNA from Gymnodraco acuticeps, 1116 nucleotides. RefSeq names its product phospholipid phosphatase 4-like. The transcript is spliced from 6 exons. The record is from RefSeq and is a predicted model, not a curated record. The coding region runs from base 518 to 1102 and encodes 194 amino acids. Gene Ontology annotation, molecular function: phosphatidate phosphatase activity. NCBI's taxonomy places the organism in Eukaryota, Metazoa, Chordata, Actinopteri, Perciformes, Bathydraconidae. Gene Ontology annotation, biological process: phospholipid metabolic process.